Molecule: messenger RNA, 484 nt
Organism: Dioscorea cayenensis subsp. rotundata (Guinea yam)
Lineage: Eukaryota; Viridiplantae; Streptophyta; Magnoliopsida; Dioscoreales; Dioscoreaceae
Exons: 2
Coding region: 50-406 (118 amino acids)
Source: RefSeq, a predicted model, not a curated record
CAAGCGAUCUACGGACAAAACCCGAUCGCGAAGCUUGGUGACUGCUCCAAUGGCUUCUCUCCUUCGAACUACGUCCUCCAUCGUCCUCCUCUUCAUGCUCCUCUCGAUCGCCUCAACCUUCGCCUCCCCUGACGGCUCUUUGCUCCGCCGUGAUCUCCUAGCCUUCAAUCCCGCUUUGAGGAAACAGGGCGGCAGGGGAUCCGAGCCGAUCCCCAACUGCAAGGAGAUGGCGUCGAGGAUCGAGUGCGAGCGAAACUCCAAGUGGUGCAGAUGGUGCCGCAGUGACGCUCUUGACGACAUGUGCUUCGGCACCUCUGAGGCCUGGCGCCUCCCCGUCCAGAUGAUUUGCCAUGACAAUAUGACAUGGAUUGCAAGAACUCAGGUCCAGCCAUUUUUGUGGUAUUAAAAUGACCGGCAGAGGCAAAUGAAAGAAAAUCGCCUUAAAUAUCAUAAAUAAUUCAUUGUAAUUAUAAACAUAUUAUCU